Messenger RNA from Acanthopagrus latus (yellowfin seabream), 6085 nucleotides. It is a transcript of the gene map3k21, whose product is annotated as mitogen-activated protein kinase kinase kinase 21. NCBI's taxonomy places the organism in Eukaryota, Metazoa, Chordata, Actinopteri, Spariformes, Sparidae. Gene Ontology annotation, molecular function: protein binding; JUN kinase kinase kinase activity; ATP binding. The transcript is spliced from 11 exons. Gene Ontology annotation, biological process: protein phosphorylation. The coding region runs from base 999 to 4205 and encodes 1068 amino acids. The record is from RefSeq and is a predicted model, not a curated record.
CCACCAAUCAGAGGGCACCACAGCCAGCAGCGAGCAGCAGCAGCGUCCCCCUGCUCCUCCGUGCAGCCACUGCUGGGUCCGACUUCGUCUGGCGACAACGGCGAUCGGGGGGGUUGUUUUGAUUAAAGUUGACGGAUUUUUUUUUGUGGUGGUCUUCUUUUCUACUCCGGUUCCGUUGCUGUGAAAACCCAGGAUGUUUGUCGUGCUCCCUGCGUGUUCAACAGUCGGCUCCUCUUCACUUCCCCGAAGGAGCAACAAACUUGGGAAUAACCGAUUUUAGGAGCAACUUCUCCAACUGCCUUACUAGUCUACGGGCUGACCUAUGCUAAGCUAACCCGCUAGCCAAUGCCGUUUAAAUUCCUCCCAAAAGUUCACAGACGAGCAAGAGAACUUCACACCAAGGGAUCCGGCGACUCGAUGAUAUUUACCGGCGACUUUCAAAGAGAAACCUGUCCCUCGGAGCCUCGCCUCAGUGUAUCAGACCGGACGGUGCAGGUGCACCUCUUGCGGCACCUGCGAAAACUUGUUAACUUAGCUCCAUCGGUGGAGAGCUAACUUUAGCCUGCUCACGUUAGCGUUUAGAAAGUUGUUGACUGGCGUUAAAAUUACUCUCGUCGCAGAGGUUGUUUAAUUAUUCCGAUUUAAGACAUUAAUUUCCGACAUUAUUGCUAUUUAACAGUCAGCCCAUACAGUGGUGACACUAGCUAAAAGUGUGUCGGCUAACCGUAGCCAGCAGCCUCGCUGGCUAGUGACUGACCCUCAUACAGUUUCACCGGAGUGGCGACGUGGAUAACGUUACGGGCUGAAGACGCUCUCCCUCCCUACCACAGGACUUUGGACACGGUUUGACUCUGAAGGGAAACCGCGCUCUGUUCUCAACAGCUAGUCUCUUACAUGUGACAGCAUGAGGAUUUCAAGAAGUUACCUUUUACGGUUUUAAAGUUUCCAUUUUGUUCUAAACGCUCUGCACCCUAUGGUGCCGCUACGGCCACCGAGAAAUGAAUGUCUCGCAGGCCGCUUUCCCAAACGGUGAAGGGCGGUCGGGCGGCGGUGGGACCGGGGAGCAUGCGUGGACAGAGUCCCCCUCGGUUCGGGCAUGGGCUCACUCUGCCCCGCUUUGCCAGACUCGGUCCCUGUGGACAGCCGCGUAUGACUACGAGGCAAGCGGCGAGGACGAGCUCAGCCUCAGGCGAGGGGACGUGGUGGAGGUGCUGUCCAAGGACGCAGCGAUCUCCGGGGACGAGGGCUGGUGGACGGGUAAAAUCAACCACCGGGUCGGGAUUUUCCCCUCCAACUAUGUCACCUACCAGCCUGCUAUUUACCGUCUCCCCGCAACGAGUGGGUCGGUGGGGGUACCAGAGCGAGUCCCGAGCUCGCCCGUCCAGAUCCCCUUCAGUGAACUGGUGCUGGAGGAGAUCAUAGGCGUGGGUGGAUUUGGCAAAGUCUACCGGGGCACAUGGAAAGAUCAGGAGGUGGCAGUGAAGGCGGCUCGGCAAGACCCGGACGAGGACAUAACAGCCACCGCCGGCGGUGUUAAACAAGAGGCGAAACUGUUCUCCAUGCUGCAGCACCCCAACAUUAUCAAACUGGAGGGUGUGUGUUUGGAGGAGCCCAACCUGUGCCUGGUCAUGGAGUAUGCCCGAGGCGGGACACUGAACCGGGCGUUGACCGGAAGGCGCAUCCCUCCACACAUCCUGGUCAACUGGGCCGUGCAGAUUGCACGAGGGAUGCACUACUUACACGAGGAGGCCGUGGUACCCAUCAUCCACCGUGACCUGAAGUCCAGCAACAUUUUAUUACUUGAAAAGAUUGAGAAUGACGACAUCGGGAGGAAGACCUUGAAAAUCACAGAUUUCGGCCUGGCCAGGGAGUGGCACAAAACCACGAAAAUGUCAGCAGCAGGCACCUACUCCUGGAUGGCCCCUGAAGUCAUCAAGUCAUCUCUGUUCUCCAAAGGCAGUGAUGUCUGGGGCUAUGGUGUGUUGCUGUGGGAGCUGUUAACAGGGGAGGUGCCAUAUCGUGGGAUAGACGGUCUGGCUGUUGCUUACGGUGUCGCAGUCAAUAAGUUAACUCUACCAAUCCCCUCCACCUGCCCUGAACCCUUCGCCAAGCUCAUGGAAGAGUGUUGGGACCAGGACCCCCACGUGCGUCCCUCCUUCUCCUGCAUCCUGGAGCAGCUGUCCGCCAUCGAGGAGGCAGUGAUGGCCACCAUGCCCCAGGACUCCUUCCACAGCAUGCAGGAUGACUGGCGUGUGGAGAUCCAGGAGAUGUUUGAUGAGCUCAGGACCAAAGAGAAGGAGCUACGUUCCAGAGAAGAGGAGCUGACGCGGGCCGCCCUCCAGCAGAAGUCUCAGGAGGAGCUGCUGAAGCGUCGCGAGCAGCAGCUGGCAGAGCGGGAGAUCAACGUGCUGGAGAGAGAGCUCAACAUCCUCAUUUUCCAGCUCAACAAAGACAAGCCCAAUGUGAAGAAGAGGAAAGGCAAAUUCAAACGGUCCCGCCUUAAACUGAAGGACGGAAACCGCAUCAGCCUGCCCUCAGACUUCCAGCACAAGAUCACUGUGCAGGCAUCACCUUCCAUGGACAAGAGGAGAAGCCUUCACAGCACCAGCUCCUCUCCUCCCAGCAGCCCCACACUCAUCCCGCGACUACGAGCCAUUCAGCCGACGUCCUAUAUGCAGAGCUUGCAUGUUUACGAACAGGAUGUUGAUCUGACCAGCGAGCUCACAGCCCACUGUGGGCUCAGGAAGAAAGUAACUCAAGAUGAAAGCAACCGUACGUGGGGCCGCAGCUCCCUCUUCAGGCCAGAGGAGUUUGAUGAUGUGAAAAAGGGAAUCAAGAAGAAAGGAAGGACCUGGGGCCCCAGUUCAGUACAGAGCAAAGAGCGGCCUGCGGCUGCUGAGAGAGUGCGACCUCUGUCAGACGGCAGCAACCCCUGGUCCACCAGCCUGGUCAAGUCCCAGAAGUCUGUCCCCCUCGCUGCCCUGUUUGCUGAACAAGCAGGGGCCGGAAAAGACGAAGCAUUCUCGCAGGAAUGUCCUGACAACAGCUCCAAGCCAAAGCAGCUCAAGUUCCCCAACCAGGUGUACAUCGAUCUACCUCUGUGGAGGGACGAGCAGCAGCAGCCUCAGAGCCCUGGUGGGCACUGUGGGCCGGGAGAUGCCGGGGUCGGGGCCGGCGGUCUGGGUGGUCCACCAGAGACCACAGACGACCCCUACACCACCACAUCCACCUCAUCCACCUCCACCACCCCGCAGCUCACCCCCACUAAUAGCCUGAAGCGGACGUCAGCUCGACGCAAGACCGACUCCGUUUUGUACGGCUGCGGCUCGCUGCUGGCGUCAGUCGUGCUCGGAUACGACAUCAGGGAGGCCCUCAAAAACUCGGCCCCUGGGGAAGAAGGCGAGCCCCAGCGUGAGGAGAAAGAGAAGAAAAAGAAGGAGGGCCUGUUUCAGCGUGCGACCCGGUUUCGCCGCAGCACCUCACCGCCAAGUGGCGGCCGCUCGCGCAAAGACGAGGCAUCGCCAAACCAGACUUCCACCCAGCCUGUCAAUCUCAUCUCCAUGUCGGCCAUUAUGGAAUGCAACUCCACCAAGUGUCUCUUACAGUCUGAGGUGGAGGUGUCAGAGUCCAGCCCAGGGAAGGCGGAGCUUGUGGCAGUCAAUCAUUAUGCAGACCCAACCAGACAUGGACCAGCAGCUUCUACAGAAAGCCAGAGUAACAAGACUGCAGCUAACACACAGACACCAGUGCAAACCCAAAGCCAGCCACCGGAGCAGAGCAACCACAACACAGGAACACGUCUACGCAGGAAGAAAUACACCACCAACCACAACACCAAUGGCCCAACCACUCUGCCCCCUCCGGCCUCACAGAAGAAGCAGGACAAAGAGAAGGAUGGGGUGUCAGAGAAGCUGUCGAGUGGGGAGGCCUUCUCCAGACCUCGGCCAGUUUCGUUCCGGGCCAAGCCCCACGCCUGGGCCCUGCUCCGAGGACGCAACAAGAGCUACUCCCUGGGCCACUACUCCGGAGAGAAGACGGCACAAAACCUGAACGUGGUGCUGUCCUCGGAGGUGGGGAUGGGCUGCUCCCUGCUGGACAUGGACACAGAGGGCCAGAAACGAGACUGCACUGUGCCACUGUGCCGCAUUCAGAGCUCCCCGGCGCGGGCCUCCGUCUUUGAGCUGGAGAAAGAGUUCCUCUCUUGAAAGGUGAUGAUCAGCUGUGGGCAUCCUACGUAAUGAGAGUGCCAGAACAGACAGACAGACAAUUUUUUUGGCCUAAAACUCCUGGAGGGUUUAGAACUAGGCUGCCUUCCCUCCCCCCAGUUCUAUAACAUAGAACCCAGCUUUGUCUUAGCCCUAGAGCAUGUCCGUGUUCUAGAGCGUAACAAGUCUGAGACUUCUAGACGACAUCGACAAUACUCACCUCAGUUCGAGGACAGUCUUCCUACGUGAGGCCUUACACACUGCCUUAUCUUCAUGUAGAACACACACACAGUUCUGACAGUGAAGCAGAACAUUACAGAGUUGGACCAGCAGCUCCUCCUCUCACCCCUCGGUGCUCGACUGCCACCUCUGUUUGCUCAUCCCUCUCUCUCACCCUCUUCGUUUCUCGUUCUGUUGGUGCAGCUCAACGUUGACCGCUGCUGCAGCUUUCGCAACACAGUACCCUCACCUUUUUAUUUAUAUAUAUAUUUUUAUAGGUAAUUUAAUAUGAAGAGACUUGACCUUACCUUAGCCACCAGCAGGACAUACAUUCCAUGUCAGUUUCAAAGUUGUGCGAUCACGCUUUUUAGAUAUUUUUGACUUGAGAAUCAUGCAUGCAUGUACCCUUAAAAUGUUGAACAAAAAAAAAUAAUUAUGCCUUGUUUGUAAAUAUUUCUUCCUAUUCAUUAUCAGCCUAACGCUGGCAGUUGUUUUGUAUUGCAUUUAUGCUGUUUUAUGACUGUUUUAAAAGUCAGCGAUGCUGCAGUACAGUUUGUAUUCGAGGGACAGGUUACAUACUGGAUCGCUGCAGGGAUGCAAGUGCAUUUCCUCCCAGAAUGCCCUGAAGAUUUUAGAGAUGCAGGUAGAAAACACUGGAAGUCCUACUGAGCAAACAUGGAAUCUUUUCUCCUAAACGUUGGAUUCAAUUUUAAAUGACCAUUGUGGUCAUGGGUUACUAAAAUGGAGUAUUUAUAGAAGCAGUUUUUGUUUUGUUUUUUUUUUGUUAAUAUUUCUCAUACUCGGCACGCUGCAGCAACAAGCCAAUUGGCAGAAGAAAUGUUGGGAUGUAGGUUUCUGCAAACCACAGCCAUGUUGCAACUUUAUGCUUCUUUAUGCUCAAUUCUCAAUGUUCCUGUGGUCUAACAAGUGGUUUAGGCACAGAAACCAUUUGGUUAGGGUUACAAAAAGAUCAGUUAGUUGCCCCUAAACCGGGAAAAAUGUCCCAACGUCUUGUUAAAAAAUGUUCUGUAUUUUAGUUUACAAAUGUCGAAACUGUGGGCCAGUAUGGUACGUAUGAUGCGUACAAAUGCAGGCAAUCCGCGGUUUGCAGAAACAAAGUGCUGCCAUUUCUGGCGACUGGGCUGGCAGCAAACUGGGGAGACACUUCAGCCACACAUGUUCAUGUCAGGAAAAGCAGUCCCUAAAAAAUGAAUUUGUGAUCCAGUCCCCCUGAAGACUGAUCGGCUGGAACUGCAUCGACACAGCAUAAUUUCAGAUUUAAGUCAUGAAAGGAUUUCUACGCAGCCCAGGAGUGACCACACAGAGAAUUUUUAUAAUUAGUCUUUAGUGCACAAAACAUCUCUCCUGUAAACCAGAUGCAGCCUGUGCUGUCAAGUGCAAAAGUGUCUUCACUUUCAUGUCUAAUUCAUGUCCUCAGUUUUAUUAUCGGGCACAACAUUUUGCAAUUGAUGCAAAUAAUUUUUUAAAGCUCAACUUUGACUUGGUGACUCUGCAUCUCAGAUUUCCCCCUUAUUUCCAUUACUAGUUAAAUAUAACAUCACUGUUCGGUCAAUUGGUUUUUCAGUUAAUUUUGUUGUUUUUAAUUUAUAUAGACCGAAUCACAUUGUUUACAACAACUAACAUUAGGUAGGAGAAAUACU